UCCUAAGAAGUAACAAUCCGAUCCAACAGAGAAGAGAGUAAAAAAAUGAAGUUGCUGAUGCCAUUAUCAUCGUCUUCAUCAUCAUUGGUUACUACUCCUACUACUACUAGGGCCUUUCUAUGCAAAUGUCCUCUUUCGAAGCCGAAGUUUCAAUCUUGGAACCGAACCCACGCUAACGGAGCAUCAACACGCCAGCUACAGUUCUCUCACAUGGGGGAAGCUGUUAAAGAAGAAGAAGAAGAACGUGCUGCUAUCUCCUUGGAGGAGUGGCGGGCCUGGGGCACAACCUCCCCCGUUCCAUCCAUGGUUUCUCAAAUUGUUAAUGAUUUGAAGCUUUUGGAGAAACACGUCGAUGCUCGCAUGAGCUUUGGUGGCAAUGGUGGAAAGUUGCAGGGGGAUUUUAGGGUACAAGAAGAUAAGAAACAUCGAGCGACCUAUCAGGCAUUAGGUGAUUCUGAAAAGAAGCUCCAGUUUUAUUCAGCCAGACAAAUAGCCUGUCGUGUGCUUGGAAGCAGGGGUUACCUCUGUCAGAAGUGCUGGCUUCCUGUGGAAGAGGAUUGUAUGUGUUCAAGAAUCAAUUCCUGCUCCCUCUGGCCCGGAAUAAAAUUUUGGUUGUAUAUGCAUCCCAAGGAUUUCUUACGACAGAACAACACUGGUAAGCUGGAAAAAGUAAGGUAUGGUGCCUUUAUCCCAACAAGAGCUCAGUUUUAAAAUCAGUUCAAGAUGCAUUUGGUGAGGAGCUGGUCACAAACUAUGAAGUCACAGCAGCAAAGGAUUCAAAAAUAGACACAACACUGCAUUUUAUUUUGAUUGAUGGGACAUGGAGCAAUUCUGCAGCUAUGUUUAGGCGUCUUCAGGAUCAAGCAAAAUCAGUUUGGGGAGAUGAGGACCUUGCUUGUAUAUCCUUAAAUCCUGGUGCAUCUGCCAUGCAUAAACUUAGGCCCCAACCAUCUUGGGAUCGGACUUGUACGGCUGCAGCAGCUGUUGGCCUGCUCUUAGAGCUCCAACUUCUUCCCCAGUUUAGCUCCAUUGGGUUGGAUACACAGGCAGAAGCAGUGGAACAUGCUUUAACCGAACUGUUAGAAGCCCUCACAACUCGACGUGUUCGCAUGGGGAGGUCCAUAACGCGGAAAGUGAGGCAAACCAACAUCCGUUAGAGAAUAUAACCAGUUUGUUUCUGACAACUUAUACAGCUAAUCUAUGCAGUUUUUGCCAUGAGAGAGUUCGUUAACAAUGUACAUAUUGGCUGAAUGAGAUGACUUCAUGAACGUUUGAUACAAUUUUUGUUUGGAGUUUUAAAUUUCAGCUCAAAAUAUGAACUGGAAUUGUUUCUUGUAGUCCAUGGAAUGUAUCAUUUUUGGGAAAAUUUGAUAUGAGGACUUUUCUAUUUUGUUUCCCAUGGAAUGUAUGUGUUUUAUAUGGACUUUUCUAGUUGCUUAAGCGAACUUAUUAUA
Molecule: messenger RNA, 1454 nt
Organism: Arachis ipaensis
Lineage: Eukaryota; Viridiplantae; Streptophyta; Magnoliopsida; Fabales; Fabaceae
Source: RefSeq, a predicted model, not a curated record